UCACCCGGUGCAAAAAUGAAUCUCAAACUUGUAGCUCACGUCAUCAACUCAAUUAAUAUAAGGCACACACGUGUCAAAACACCAUUGGAAGUCCAACCGACCCCAUAUAAGUCCCUGGCCCAGAAGACUAAAAAACUACGGACGGCCAUUAACUACUCUCAGGUUCAAGUUCAAAGCAGCGAUCGAUCUCCGGCGGUUUCUGGCGGCUACGACGAAAUGGCGAUUUCUGAGGGAAGUGAGGAGUUUACCAUCAUUGAUAAAUGCACUUCUGAUUAUUCUGAGGAAGAAAAACUUUUCGAUGACUGUGGACAAGAAGAAUAUAUGCGUGAUCUAUCUCCGGAUCAUUUGGUGAAAGUUGAGGAUCGCUGUGGAUACGAUGCGUUUCAUGGAUAUCGCAACAAAAGGAUUGCUCCUGUACUUGAAAUUUGGGAAUAUCCGGGACACAAAAGGUUCAAGCGUACCAUGGAGAUCAAAGAUGUUGUUACAGAGCAUGCUCUUGAAUUGCUCCCUGCAAAAACACUCUCCCGGUUCAGAGCUGUUAGCAAAGAGUGGAAUGAGCUGAUUACCAGCCCUUUCUUCAUGCACAAGCAAGCUUACCGCUUCCGGGACAUCUCUGGCCUCUUUUGUCAACUCCCUGGCGACAGGCCUUUCUUUGUAUCUCUUAAUCGUGAUGCUUAUGGCGUUCCCAGUCCUUCCCUCAGCUUCUUGCCUGAACCGGUUACUGUCAGAACCAGCUGCAAUGGUCUGCUUUGCUGCCAAAGCUGUGAUGGAGAGAACACCUACUACAUUUGCAAUCCUGCUAACAGGGAGUGGAGUGCGCUGCCCAAGUCGAACUUCUAUCAUGGCCCUGAACCUGCCCUAGCUCUAGCCUUUGAGCCUUCUGUGCUUAAUUUUGCAGAACAUUUCCAACUUGUUUGCGCCUUCUCUCUAACUGAUCAUCCGGUUAUCUGUUUCGAGAUCUACUCUUCAAGGUCAUCCUCAUGGAGACUUGCUGACACAGAAUGCUGUGAGUUGGAUGCUCUGAAGUUGAAUGGUGACGGGCUCUUUCUGAAGGGUGUAGCCUUUUGGGAAACUUCUGGAGCUGUUUUGGCUUUUGAUUUGAAUGACGAGCAUUAUGGUAUUCUGUCGCUUCCUCCCAACAGCGGACCACACGGUGUGUUGACAGAGAUGAAUGGUGAGCUGUGCUACCUUCUGCCUCGCAAAGACAUGAAUGGAUACACCCUGGACAUCUAUGGUGACAUGGACGUGUGUCUGAAGCAUAGUAUUGCUCUUGGUCGUGAGUUUUUCAACAAUUUUAACAAGGAGUUGAGGGCGUUGGCUUGCGUGAACAAUGACGUGGUGAUAUUUGAUUUUGGAAAGAGACUCUAUGCUUACAAUCUGAAGACAGGGAAGGCUGAAAUUCUAAGAAGUGGCGACGGGACUGAUGUUGGAUAUGUAAGGUAUCUUCCUUAUGUCAACAACCUCGUGCACGUUCGCCCUUCGUACAUGAGCAGUAUACUUGCUGUGGAUCCUUCUGCUAAGCUAGCUAGCUAGAGCUUCUUUUAACAUCCUUAAACUGCGACCACGGUGCUGUGAAAUAGUAUUCCUUUUUUCUGUUUUUCACCCUCCACUCUCAGACUGGAUUUUCGAUUUAUGAUUUGAUGAUUGUUUGCAAGUUCAAUUUCGAACUUCUUUUCAAAUCCAUGAACAAGUUGUUAGUUGAAACUUGUUCAAGUUCAUAAUGUUUAGUUUCUUGAACCACAAGUCAUAGUGAUCAGUUUCUUGGACCACAAGUCAUAAUGUUUGUUCUUGGGUUUUGACUGUCUGUAUGAUAUGCGGAUCAUGGAAACAUCAUUUGACAAUUGUGUAUUGUGGCAUCAGCUUUCACCUUAAUGAAUGCUGAAUAUUUCUUUAGUCAAAGGUCCUUUGAAUGCUGAA
This is a messenger RNA of Pyrus x bretschneideri (Chinese white pear), 1917 nucleotides long. RefSeq names its product F-box protein At5g07610-like. Gene Ontology annotation, molecular function: protein binding. The record is from RefSeq and is a predicted model, not a curated record. The transcript is spliced from 3 exons. Lineage: Eukaryota; Viridiplantae; Streptophyta; Magnoliopsida; Rosales; Rosaceae. The coding region runs from base 16 to 1533 and encodes 505 amino acids.